AUGGACCACCAACACGUGUUUCACCGCUUCCCAAAGCUCCCCUCCGAACUCCGUCACGAGAUAUGGCGAUUCGCUUUGAAUAGCUGGGCCGUCACUGAGGUCCGGCGUGAAGACGACGUUGUCCAACUACGGGCCUUCGAGUGGACACCCUCCAUUAUCGGCAGGGUCUGUCACGAAGCUAGAUGGCUCAUGAACCGAGCCUUAUGCAGGCUGCGGUUGUCACUUGCCGCCGACCCCUCUUAUCUGGUCAACUUUGGGACCAACAUUUUCCACUUUGGUCCCGCAUCGGAUGCCCACACGACUACUAUCGCACUCCCUGGCGAAACAGUCUUCUCGCGCCUCAAAUACGCAGCCAUCACCUGGACCUGUUGGAAUGAUGUUGCCAGAUCCUUUCGAAAGUUCGCCGAGCACUACCUCGCACUCCGCGCUGUCUUCAUCCUGGCGGCUAAUAAUCGCCCCUUCUACCUCCAGCCGCGAGCAUAUGCGGAUUGGCUCGCUCCUGACCUCCAAGGCUGGUUUUAG
Molecule: messenger RNA, 522 nt
Organism: Anthostomella pinea
Lineage: Eukaryota; Fungi; Ascomycota; Sordariomycetes; Xylariales; Xylariaceae
Source: the annotation of a GenBank genome assembly